Bursaphelenchus okinawaensis is the source of this 3355-nucleotide messenger RNA. The record is from the annotation of a GenBank genome assembly. NCBI's taxonomy places the organism in Eukaryota, Metazoa, Nematoda, Chromadorea, Rhabditida, Aphelenchoididae.
AUGCAAACGACAACGCCUCCACCGGCCGGUGCUUCUCGACGUGAGUUGAACUUGGUGAUUCUUGGCCAACCAAUGGGUCUUGAAUAACUUGAUUUGCCAAAUGUUCGUCGGCAGAAUACAAACUUGGUUCUAGGCAAGGUGAAAGGCCUGACUUUGUUUUGGAAUCCUGUUUGACGUUGCUUAGACUGGAUUCUAGGCGGAUUUUUGAAAUGAAAAUUGGACCAAAUCCUGUUGAAUUAUAACUGGAAUCUUGGCCAAGCCGUGUAGAGUUUGAGCUUGAAUCCUGGCCAAGUUUUACUGAUUCCAAGCUGAGAUUUGUGGGGACGGGCGAGAACUUUUGGGGGGUGAAAAAUGUUAGGCUGUGGAGAAGCCUGGUACAUCUGAAAAUUCGUGUCGGUAGACUUAACGAAAAGUUUAAAAAAAGUUAAAUAAUAACAUAGCACGACAAUCCCCCUUAGUUUAAGUCCAAACAACCUUAUUUUAAGCCUAAAACACCUUAUUUUAGGCCCGAAAAAGCGACGUCGCCGAAUCAAACGCAAAAUUACGCGGAAACCGGUUAGAAAACAGAUCAAAAAGAUGCCAAAAACCAAGAAGAAACCCAAGAAAAAGAAGAAGACGCUGCUACAGUCUAUUGGCAAGCUUACCGUGUCUAAAAUCGAGAAGAUCAAGCUCAAAAAACGUCAAAAAUCGAAAAAAAAACUCGGAAAAUUGAGUAAAAUCUUGUUGAGAGCUAAAAUACGCGAAAAAAUUUUAUUGAACAGGAGAAAUGACAACAAACUGACAGCACAAUACCGACAAAUUAUUCGUCAACGGAAAAUGGAAGCUAUUCGGUAAGAAUUUUAUAUAAAAUCCUCUGUUUUAUGGAAAGUCGGUCAGUAUGACGAGAUUAUUUGCAUUUUUGAGUUUCCUUGACAUUUCGUCGUUUUAUUGAUUCAAACUGAUGUUGUUGUUUGAGAAAGUGUACUUCUUUGGUGGUAAAAAGAGAAAUUGAUGUUAUAAACGUAUUUUAGACAGAACCUGCAAGCUUUGAUACCCAUAACAUGCGAUUUAAUUGAGAUAAAGAAGAAAAUUCUGGAGAAAACGCGAAAUGACAUAAACCUUGAAGUUCAAAGCACUGUAAACCUCAUUGACACGGUGAGAAAACAAUUAUUGACCAUUUACGUUAAAGUUUAGCUUGUUCUCUGUAAAAUGAACCUAAAAAUUUUAAUUUAAACCACCAAGAUCACACGAUAUCACUACAUUCUUCUAGGUAUACAACAAUGUGAACAAGAUCACGGUGAACUCGAAAAACCUCGAUUCCGACAUCACGAAGCCGUUGCAAGAUUCAGAAUCCGCUAAAGAAUGGAUUGGGAGAUUGUUUUUAUUAUUCAAAUCUUUUGAUUUCAAAGAGAUACCGGAUAUGACCAAAUUUCUGCCGGAAUUUGACGAUUCCAUGGAGAAUCGCAAGAAGGAUGAAGCGAAACUGGAAGAGAUUCGUACUGAAGAACAAAGACUUCUUGGUCAGAAAAAGUCGCUGCUUAUGGAAAUUGAGGAUGUGAGUUGGGUUUUGUUAAUAUUGAGAGGGAUAAAUGGCAGUUAUUUGAUAAAAAUUAUAUUGUAGUAGGUGUAACAUAGCUUAACUUUGUUUUUUUUUGUCCAAAUUUGGUAAUUUAAAAGCCAAAACAAAUAUUUUUUGGUUAAAAGUGUCUUAAGAUUAUUAAAAUGACAUUAAAUCUUCCUUUAACCUCUAGUUUAUUCUCUUUUAACUUUUAAAAACUUAAUUUCAAGGUUAAUAUAACAUUGGUUCGAGUUUAUAAGAUUUAUAAGUUUAAAAAAAUUAAUAAAUUAGAUAUUAAGAUAUAUACAUAUAUUCAUAAUGGUCAUAAAUUAACAAAAAAUUUUCCAGAACGAGAUACGGAUGAUAGCCAAGGAGCAGAUACUGAAAGAGCGGAUUUUGGACCAGAAGAAGCAAAUUUCCGGCUUAAGACGUCAAAUUCAUGACGUCCAACGGAAACUGGGAUAUUUCCCCUCAGGGUUUACCUCACUUCUGCCUACACCGUUGUUGACACCAGCUGGACGGAGGGCUUCCAGCGUGCGUAGGGCUUCUAGAGCUUCUGGGGUACGAAAGGAUUCUGGAGCUGUGAGGAAUACGUCUGCAGCUUCAAGGCGUGCUUCUGUCAGUCCAGCUAGGGCUGGAUCCAAGGCUUCUGAUUGGCGUGCUUCAAUUAGUACAGCUAGAGCUGGAUCGAAUGCUUCUAAUAGACGUGCUUCUGUCAGAAAGGAUUCUGGAGCUGUUAAUGUUAGAAAGUUAUCUGGAGCUUCUGGACGCGCUUCUGCUAGCCCAACUAGACCGGUAUCGAGAGGUUCGGUCAGUAAUGCUCAAGUUGGGUCUGGAGCUUCUAUUCGCAUUUCUAACAGUCCAAUAGGGACUCCAAACAGAGCUCCAGCUAGUCCAAUAAGAGCUAGCCCCAAAGCUUCAUCUAGGCCUAACAGUUUAGAAAGGCCCAAAGGUUCGGUCCAAUUCAACAAGCGUUCUUCAGCACAAUCUAGGGAAUCAAACGUUUCAGUUCAGUCAAAACAGUCUGCUCGAUCAAAAGGUUUAGUCAAUAAUGAAAGAGACGAAAAUGGAAAAGCUGCUGACUUAACCAAGAAUAUUGCAAAUACGUCUGUUAGAUUGCCAUCUAUUGAGAAAGACAAACCUGUAGAUUUACCAACGAUUGAUGCUCAAGUUCCUGCUAACUUGCCUAUGCUUGAAAAUCAAGAUUCUGACAAAUUACCUAAAGUUGAGAGUCAACCAGCUUCUAACGAUCUAUCUAAGCCUAACAACCAAUCAAGGCCCAAUUCAGGACAACUGAAAGAGUUAAGGCCUCCGUCAGGCAAACCGGUUGAUCCGCAGACACCGUCAAUGGCAGCGGCUUCAGAAAAAGUAGAGGAUUUUAGACCCCAAUCAAGAAAAUCUAAUGGUUCUCUGCCACUUUCUAGUAAAGAUAGACCGCCUUCUCAAAAAGAAAGUACAACAAUGCCUUCCACGUUUAGAGAAAGCCAAGCACGUCCAAAUUCAGGUAAAGAAGUUCAAAAUCCGUCAUCCAAACCGCCUUCUGGAAGAUCUAGCAGACGGAAUUCCGAAGUUUUAAAAGAUCAACAACAUACUUCUAAACCAAAUAAUCAAAAAUUGGAUGGAAUUGAUGCUACAAAUGCUGUAGAAACUGAUUCUAAUAAACCCGAAAAUGCUAAAGAUACGGCUAUUUCAGCAGCUAAUUUAACUGAAAAAGCAAUACCGAACGGUACGAUACCUAAAGAAAAUGAUAAAAGGGAGAAAAUAGGAACAUAUAACGCAAAUCCUACUGUUGAUAACACCAUAGAAACUUCAAUAUGA